AGGCCUGGAGUUCCUUGCGAGUGCGCAUUGGUCUCGCACAUCAGCACUCUGACUACAAUUCCCAAGGUGCACGGAGAGCAUCUCCCUGUUCAAACCAGCCAAUCGGCGACCGGCGAAGGCCAACGCUGCAUUUAAACCCGUGGCGGAACACCAGCUGGGUUUUCGGCCCUCCGAGUGAAAGGCUAGGGGCGAUCUUCAUGGAAGGAGGAGACGGCCGCGACGUGCCUUCGGCCAGCCAGGCGAGAGAGGUGAAGAUGGAUGCUUGUAGUAAGGAAGACAUUGUUCUUUUGGAAGAUGAAAAAUUUGACUUCGACCUUUCCUUGUCUUCUUCAAGUGCAAACGAAGACGAUGAAGUCUUUUUUGGGGCUGUUGGACAUAAAGAAAGAUGCAUUGCUGCCAGCUUGCGCCUAGGCAGCCAGGUUCCUGAGCAGGCUCUUGCAGCAGCCUCUGGCAGCCCUUUCACCUGGAGCCCUCUCACUGGGGAGAAGUUUGUAGAGGUGUACAAAGAAGCCCACUUACUGGCCCUCCAGAUAGAAAGCCACAGCCGAAGAGAGGUGGCCCAGGCUGCCAAGCCCCAAAAUCCUGGGAACCAGGGUGUGGAAAGAUUUCUGCAAGACUCAAAGCUAAAGAUAAGUCUCUUUGAAAAAGAACAGAAGAGAGAGAAAAGCCCCACGUCACUGAAAAGAGAGACAUUUUGCCUGCCAUCUUCAGGGGUACAGCCUCUCUUAGGGGAGACCCAGCUGCUGGCUUCUCCAGCCCUGCUCAGUUCCCCUGUCCCAGCUGGCCCUGUUGAGACCCAGAGCAACCAGGAUCUGCCCUGCUCCUCUCAGCUGCUGCCAGGGGAAGCAAGGACCUCCCAACCUCCACAUCAGGCUGGGCCUCCGAGGAGGAUCACCAGCAAGCUGCAGCCACCCCGAGCUCUGCCUGUAAGAGGAAAACCUCUUCACCUGGCCACAGAGAAGCUCAAAAAAGAGGUGCCAACUAGUGUUCAGAGGAUGAAACCGCCCAGUCAAAAGGGAUCCCAGAGUGAUGUGCCCGUGGACAAACCCAGCACCACUGCAGAUGCUGCCAAUAGAGGGAGCCGCCCAGGUAAACGAUCCCUCCCGGUUCCUAGCAAGUUGGGGCUGAAGAAGACCCUGUUGAAGCCACCUGGCUACACCAGCAGUCUCGCGAGGAAAUCCUCUGCCUCAGGGUCUGCUUCGAGCCUCACGUGUGGUGCAUGCGUGUCUCCAACAACAGGCAAAGCAAAGUCCAGUGAUCUUUCAAAUGUGACCGCUAACAGCUCUCGGCCUCUGUCAAACACCAGCAAAUUGGGCAAAAUAGACCCCGCCCCUCUGCAUCAGGCUUUGCCAGCAGCCCCUGCCAGGGCAUCUUGCAAACAAGCCAGAGGGGCUGAUGCUGCCCAGACAAUGGUAGAGCAGCCCAAGACCUCCAUCCUGACUCCUCUCAGCCAACCACCUCAGACUCCAGAACAAAGAGGACCAAGGCUGGGCCCUGACACCCUGACAUCCUCUCAGCUGAAUAAAACAAGCAGCAUAAAGCGGCAGGACUCAUACCAAAGCUGCAAGACAGAGGCUGCGUCUACCGAUACAAACCUAUUUAAAGUCCCCCAGUUUUCUGUUGGCGAGUCAAUUGAUGGCAUGACCCCAAAGUUCUCGCGGACACAUCGGCUACAGUCCUGGACACCAACUAGCAGAGUCAUCAGCAGCACUCCUGUGAGGCGCUCAUUGGGGCCCACUUCACAAGGACUGCCCAGCGGUGUGAGGACCCCCGUGAGCGCAAGACGGAUGUCAGCGCUGCCCACACCUGCCAGUCGGCGCCUCUCUGGCCUUCCAUUAAUGGCACCUCAGUCCAUGCCCAGGGCUCUGGCAUCCCCACUAUGUGUGCCUGCCCGGCGACUUUCUUCUGAACCCAGGAGAAGGUCCACAGUCAGGGCGGAGCCAAUACAGGAGAGCAGCAGCAAUGGGCAGGGCGGAGGCCUAUUUUCAGAUGAGAACUCUUCCCCUCCGUCCUCCGUGCCUCAAGCACUUGACUUUUCUCCAGAGAAGAGUGACUUUCCUCCUUCCCACGGCUCCACCACAGGCGCAGCUCAGGGUGAAGCAGAGCCUCAAGAAAACAAAAGCCCCAGAGAGGAUCUUCUCCUGGACAUCAAGCUGGACCAGCUGACCAUCACUCCUGAAGCAGGGGGCAGAGACCUAUCAGACCACCCUCUCAUCGACUUCAGCAACACCCCUGAGUCGAACAUGGCUUUGGGACCCAGCAGCUGGCCCCUGAUGGACCUUAUAAUGAACACUCCAAACAUGGCCAGAAACAAUGUGGGGAAACCGCCAAAGGCUGAGCUUGGGCAGCUGAUCGACCUGGACUCCCCACUGAUUCAGCUGAGCCCUGAGGCUGACAAAGAAAAUGUGGACUCACCACUGCUCAAGUUCUGAGCAGAGCACCUUCUGCCCUUCGCGGUUGACCUCUGUCGUGUCCUCAGACCGUAGACACAAACGUUGGAAGGAAUUGUAUUUGACUGGGGGGAGGCCUGUUAUACUGCUUGUGUAUGGAGUGGCGCCCAGGUAGGGUUCCCACUGUGGACCUAAAAAGUCCACCUAAGUGGCUGCCCGCUCCCUGCCUUGAUUCUUUUGUAUGUAAAAUAGCUAAUGACUGUUUAUAAACUUAAAUUUGUUUGAAAAGUUAAAUAUUCUAGAUUUAAAUUAUAAAGUACAUUAAAAUAUGCUUGAUUUUCAAACUUGAUGUUUGGACAUGGAGCGAUGUUUCCAUCUCUCCAGACAUUAUAGAAGAUUCAUUAUCCAACCUUAAUUUUCAAAAAUGUAGGGAAAUAAAAUUGGUAUAAAUAUCACUCUCUGGUCCACCCCAGGUACACCAGCCUGUCAUCUGGGCAGGCCUAAUAACCUGUAUUGUUGAUACAGUCAGCUAAUUCUGAUGCAGUAGUCUAAGGGGCACACCUUUCAUGGCUGCCCUGAGCUGUGAAGGAGGGUCGCUUCAAAGUGAUAGCCCCUGAGCCUGCCGCUGUCUUCCCUGGGGCACUUCUGAGCACACACCAACCAGAUGAUGUGGGACACUGGGAAGAAGGUCACUGGAAAGCCAGUUCCAUGCUUGAAGCCUCACUUCAGAAAGACUAGUUACCUGGAAGCCACUGACCUAUGGAUGACGGCAGAAAGCACUAUGUGGAGCCCGCUCAUGUCUCUGCUUCAGUCUGGAGCCUCUCUGUCCAUGGUUGGGAUAAAGAAGUCUGGAUGGGUCUCUUAUUCUCUGGUUAUGUGUUGAAUGCAAAGCUGCUAGCUGGAGUAUGGUUACGGCAUCAGCAGGACAAAGUGAGGGGGCACUGCUGCAUCUGCCCAUCCAUCUAAUAUAGAUCCUGCAUGCUGCAUUCCCUGAAGAUAUGGAAGAUUGUUCCCCAGUGGGUGGUAAGUUCUGGAGUCCUGAGCAUUAGCAGUUUAAAGUGCCCUCACCUUCCCAGAUCUAAUCCUCCUUCCACAUGGGAAAAACGAAAUAUGGAAUUGAACUCAUUAAGCAAGUAUUGGGUUUGCAUUAGGGUCUGGGCUGCAUUUCCCUUAGGGUAUAAUAGAGUGUUUGGUGGGGAAAAGCUAUUAACCCAUAAUAACCAGGCUACCUUGGUAGUGUUCACUCAGUGUCUGUACUUGGCUCUUUGCUCUGGCUCAGCCCUUGUGUGCCUUUCCCUAAUGUGGCUGGGCUCUGCUCUGUCUACCAGGACAUCUGAUGUUUGGCAGCCUGUGUUAUAAUCCUUCUGCUUUCCCCUCUGAAGAUGCUCAAAGGCAGCUUUCCUAAGUCCUUGUUCUUCACACAUCCUAAGCUGGCCUUCUUCUU
Molecule: messenger RNA, 3834 nt
Organism: Arvicola amphibius (Eurasian water vole)
Lineage: Eukaryota; Metazoa; Chordata; Mammalia; Rodentia; Cricetidae
Gene: Gtse1
Product: G2 and S-phase expressed 1
Cellular component (GO): microtubule cytoskeleton; cytoplasmic microtubule
Molecular function (GO): microtubule binding
Source: RefSeq, a predicted model, not a curated record